Hemiscyllium ocellatum (epaulette shark) is the source of this 1691-nucleotide messenger RNA. It is a transcript of the gene ddah1, whose product is annotated as dimethylarginine dimethylaminohydrolase 1. Gene Ontology annotation, biological process: positive regulation of nitric oxide biosynthetic process; arginine metabolic process. The transcript has 6 exons. The coding region runs from base 83 to 931 and encodes 282 amino acids. Lineage: Eukaryota; Metazoa; Chordata; Chondrichthyes; Orectolobiformes; Hemiscylliidae. Gene Ontology annotation, molecular function: amino acid binding; dimethylargininase activity. The record is from RefSeq and is a predicted model, not a curated record.
AAGGGAGUGAGUGAGAGACAGAGCCACAGACAGGGACAGGGACAGAGUCAGAGUCACAGAGAGGGAGGGAGUCCCGGGCAGCAUGGCAGGUUCCGCUCCUUACGCCCGCUACAAUGUCGCUAUCGUGCGGGACCUGGCGGAUUCUCUGGCGGGUCAGGCGCUGCGGAUGAACAAGGAUCAGGGGCAGAGUGUGGACAUGGAGAAGGCUCGGCAGGAACACAAGCAUUACACCGAUACCCUGCGCUCUAUCGACGGCCUGCAGCUGGUGGAGCUGUCGGGGGACAGCAGCCUCCCGGACUGUGUGUUUGUGGAGGACGCGGCGGUGGUGUGCGGAGAUACAGCGUUACUGACCCGGCCCGGGGCACCCAGCCGCCGCGCAGAGGUGAACAGUGUGAAGCAAGCUCUGCAGCAGCUUAACUUCAAUAUCGUUGAAAUGAAGGAUGAGACAGCAACUCUUGAUGGUGGGGAUGUCCUCUUUACAGGUAGAGAAUUUUUUGUGGGUCUUUCGAGCAGAACCAAUCAGCGUGGUGCCCAAAUUUUGGCAGAUGUUUUUAAGGACUAUGUGGUCAUCCCAGUGGAUGUGACAGGUACUCUACAUCUGAAGACUUUCUGCACUAUGGCUGGUCCUGACCUGAUUGCCAUUGGCUCAAGCGUAGAAGCUCAGAAGACUCUGAAGGAAAUGCUGAAACUGACUACCUACAAUUACACGACACUUAUAUUGCCAGAUGAUGAAGCUGCAAACUGUGUUUACCUGAACAGCCCAGAGAAGGGCCACAUUCUACUGCACCGAACUGCAAAGGAGUUUCCUGAAAGUGCUAAGAGGUUUAAAAGCCUGACCAACUAUACAUUGAUUCCAGUCUCCAACACUGAACUGGCCAAAGUUGAUGGAAGCCUUACUUGCUGUUCCAUACUUCUGAACAAAGGCGCUUGAAAUAUGAAGCUCCUCUUUUUUAAACAAAAAAAAAAGAAACUUCUUUUAAUUGGCAAUAAUGUGAUUACUGCGUUACUGAAUCUAUUCUGAAACUACAGUCUUUACUUGAAUUCUUCUAAACCCUUCUCUUCCACUGUGCUCUGAAUGCUGUGUAUUGGAAGGCUGGGAUCAAGUAGACUGUGACUGCCACCUUGUGAUUACAACUAUGUAUAACGUCCUUUUCUUUGAAGUAACUUCCGAAAUUCUGAUGAGGAUAUAUAUGUGUAUAUAUAUAUAUUAUAUUCAGAUGUUAAAAGGGUGAAUUUAAUCUUAUAAGUGAAUGAUUACAAUUUUUAUUUACUUACUACAGUUGAUUGUUUUGUAAGUGGGGAUUAGUUUUCCUUUAUUUUGGUUCUUUUCCAGUGAAUGAAAAAAGUUGCUAGUUAAUAUCUCGCAGCUCAGGUUUUGGAAUACAACACUUGGUGACUUGCAUGCCUUCAACUGUCUCCUUCGUUUGCAUUCCACAACCUGCUUUGACAUUGCAUAGACCUCGCAGUAAUGAAUAAUUCUAAAUGACCCAGUUCCAUUCUGCCUUAGACCUUACAUGGGGCAAUGGUUCUGUUUAAGUCAGGCUGACUCGUUUGCCAGUGUGUGUGCCAAAGGCUGCUUUGUCUUCAGUUUGCCACAACGCAUUACCAUGUCUCACGAUUGUCAAAUUUGAUUGCUUGUUGUGUUCUUCAUCUGCUUCAUGUGAAUGAAAUAAAAGUCAUUGCCAAUGCUA